Messenger RNA from Penicillium oxalicum, 2295 nucleotides. RefSeq names its product serine/threonine-protein kinase. Gene Ontology annotation, molecular function: ATP binding; protein serine/threonine kinase activity. The transcript is spliced from 2 exons. Lineage: Eukaryota; Fungi; Ascomycota; Eurotiomycetes; Eurotiales; Aspergillaceae. Gene Ontology annotation, cellular component: cytoplasm; nucleus. The record is from RefSeq and is a predicted model, not a curated record. Bases 1 to 2295 code for a protein of 764 amino acids. Gene Ontology annotation, biological process: protein phosphorylation; intracellular signal transduction.
AUGACCGUCACAUAUGAUGCCCCCGCUCGGGGAACUCACGCCUCCCUGGCGAGUUUAGAAGAACGAUUUCAAGUCAUGAAGGAAGUCGGCGAUGGUAGCUUCGGUAGUGUCGCAUUGGCUCGUGUCCGCACCGCCGGCGCUCACAUCGCCCGAAGAGGAACGAUGGUCGCGAUCAAAACUAUGAAGAAGACAUUCGACUCACUAGGGCCAUGUUUGGAACUUCGAGAAGUGAUCUUCUUGCGAACAUUGCCCGUUCAUCCUCAUCUCGUCCCCGCGCUCGACAUCUUCCUCGACCCCCUGAGCCGCAAGCUCCACAUCUGCAUGGAAUACAUGGACGGCAACCUCUACCAAUUAAUGAAGGCCCGCGACCGCAAAUACUUUGACGGCAAGCACGUGAAGAGUAUUCUCUACCAGAUCCUGUCCGGUCUCGAUCACAUCCACGCCCACCACUUCUUCCACCGCGACAUCAAACCGGAGAACAUUCUCGUGUCCAGUUCCACACCGGGCGACUCCGCCUUCAGUCGCUACUCCAACCUCGUGACGCCCCCUUCCUCCCCACCCACCUACAUCGUGAAGAUCGCCGAUUUUGGCCUGGCCCGCGAGACUCACUCCAAGCAGCCCUACACCACCUAUGUGUCGACGCGCUGGUAUCGGGCCCCCGAGGUUCUCCUGCGGGCGGGCAUCUACUCUGCCCCGGUAGACAUGUGGGCGAUCGGUGCCAUGGCGGUCGAGAUUGCCACCUUGAAGCCCCUCUUCCCGGGCGGCAACGAGGUCGAUCAGGUCUGGCGAGUGUGUGAGAUCAUGGGGAGCCCGGGCAACUGGUACAGUAAGUCGGGCGCCAAGAUUGGCGGCGGAGAAUGGCGCGAGGGCUCCCGACUGGCUCACAAGCUGGGCUUCACCUUCCCCAAGAUGGCGCCACACGCCAUGGACACGGUGCUCCAGCAACCACAGUGGCCCGCCGCGCUCGCGGACUUUGUGACCUGGUGCUUGAUGUGGGAUCCCAAGAACCGUCCCACGUCCAGCCAGGCGCUGAGCCACGAAUACUUUGCGGAUGCGGUCGACCCGUUGCGCCCCAAGUCGUCCACCUCCUCGCGUCUGCUGGGCCGCAAGCCCUCCGACAGGAGCUUCAAGUCGCCCAUCCUCACGCCCAGUGACUCGCCGACUCUUUCCUCCAAGCCGUCGUGGUUCCGUCGCUCAUUGAUUGGUCGGUCGGAGAGUCCCGCCCCGACUCUGGAAGACGAGAGUCCCGUGCGGCCUCCCGCCGUGUCCAACAACACGGUGCCGGAUAUUCAGCUGGCCAAGUCACGACCGGCCAACACCAAGCGAGCCACGUGGGCCAGCGGUGCUCCCAUGCCCAUUCUGCCCUCCAUUCGCCCCGUCUCGCCUCUCUCCAACUCCGUGACGGCCCAGGCCAACGCGACCGUGGCUCAUGGCGAGACCUCCCAGCCGUCCGAGAAUGAUCCCUCCAAGGUCAAGAAGAUUGGCCGCCAGCUGUCUCUCAACUCCAACGGCAACCACUAUACAGAUGCGCACCGUCAAGAGGCAGAGCGUAUUCUGAACGGAUCGGGCAGUAUCACGCCAACCACAAAGGAGAGCUUCUUCUCUCAUUUGCGCAAGCGUGCGCGCCGUCUCUCGGGCCGUAACCAGGCGAACGCAACCCCGGAGGAUGUGGAAGCAAACGCGGGCUGUAUGCCUUGGUCCAAUCGCUCAUCCAUGGCUCUGGAUGGAGCCAACCCGAACGAGGGUAAGCCUCAAUCGGACCUGAGCGAAUUGGACAAGGCUCUUCAGAGUGUCAAGUAUUCUCUGGACAGUUCUACCCUGGGCAACAUCCCCGUGCACUUGACCAACACCUCCGACCACACCAUCAAGCGCCAGUCGAUGCCGACAAGCAACCCGGCUCCUAUCUCAAGUCGCACCCGCCGGGCCCUCCAGAUGACGAGCCACCCGGUCCAUCGAUAUGAAACCCCGGAGGAGGAGGACGAGCUGCUCGAUGAGGUCUUGCAUUCCGCCAACACGGCUGCCAAGCGCCUUGCCCAGGCCCAGUCAUUGAACUCUCACGCACCUGACCUGACUUACCGUCUGCUUGAAAACCACAACGCUCUCCCUAGCCCCUACCCCACGCCAUCUCCCACCGCUGGAGCUGAAGGAUAUUUUGAGACUCCCAUCAGACAGAGCAUGGUCAAGCCUGACCAUGGCAACUCCAACCGGCAGUGGCCCACUCCUCCUUACGAAGAGGCGGAGUGGAACAAGAAGGCGACUACUUUGCAAUUCCCGUCCGGCUCCAACUACAUCUAA